AUGAAGUCGAUACAGUUUUGCAUCCUAUUCUGGUGCUGGCGAGCAAUCUGCUCAGGCUGUGAGCUAACCAACAUCACCAUCGCAGUAGAGAAAGAAGAGUGUCGUUUCUGCAUAAGCAUCAACACCACUUGGUGUGCCGGAUUCUGCUACACCAGGGAUCUGGUGUAUAAAGACCCAGCCAGACCCAACACUCAGAAAACAUGCACCUUCAAGGAGCUGGUGUAUGAGACCGUGAGACUGCCCGGCUGUGCGCACCACUCAGACUCCCUCUACACAUACCCAGUAGCCACUGAAUGUCACUGCGGCAAGUGUGACAGCGACAGCACCGACUGCACUGUGCGGGGCCUGGGACCCAGCUACUGCUCCUUUGGUGAAAUGAAAGAAUAAAGAAGAACGGACAUUUCAGUUUGCCCACCCUUGUCCUGAAGGACCACCAUAUCCAAAACGUCUGUGUCUGCUCUGUGCUGGGGCUGCAAACCACCGGCUUAGGAACCAUCAUUCCCACUGGUGUCACUGUCCUGACAGGGAAGAGGAGCGAGCUCAGGGCCGGGAGUACAGGGGCCAGGACUCUACCACCACU
Peromyscus leucopus (white-footed mouse) is the source of this 580-nucleotide messenger RNA. RefSeq names its product follicle stimulating hormone subunit beta (gene Fshb). NCBI's taxonomy places the organism in Eukaryota, Metazoa, Chordata, Mammalia, Rodentia, Cricetidae. Gene Ontology annotation, biological process: G protein-coupled receptor signaling pathway. The record is from RefSeq and is a predicted model, not a curated record. Gene Ontology annotation, molecular function: hormone activity. Gene Ontology annotation, cellular component: extracellular region; cytoplasm.